Molecule: messenger RNA, 1161 nt
Organism: Symbiodinium necroappetens
Lineage: Eukaryota; Dinophyceae; Suessiales; Symbiodiniaceae
Source: the annotation of a GenBank genome assembly
AUGCUUAUCUACACGGACGGCUCCUACUGCCCCCAGCUCCAGCAUGCCAGUUGGUCCGCUGUGAUCACUGCACAACAGGAGAACCGCCCCUGCAAAAUCGGCGCUCUCGCUGGCAAAGUACCCACUUCAGAUGGACCCGCAAGUGCCUUCAGAGCCGAGGUUUGGGCGCUACUUCAUGCUGUUGCCUAUGUUGCUGCUAACGGAAUCAUGCGAGCUACGAUUGCGUCGGAUUGCCAGUCUGCCCUCGAUAUUGUCUUCGGCGUAGCCCGCUGCGACCCAAGUGACAAGGCUCCAGAUCUCCUUGCCUGCAUUGCAGAUGGCACGGUCGAAAGACUCUGGAUGAUCCAUGCCCACCAGUGCAUGCCGGCACAGCUCCCUCACCUUGGCGACAGUGGCGAGUGGGGGCUGCCGUCCUGCAAUCUUAGCCCCGCCACUCGCGCGACCUCAGUUUCUUUUUGCACCCAGCCACCAGAGUGUGAACAAUGGCAGUUGGCACUCAACCUCAUUACUUACAACUGCCUCUCAGCCCGGAGUCGCGCCGCCAAAGCCCUGCUCGACCAGGGCCUGCACCACAGACAAUGUGCACUCGCAGGACUCCAAGAGACCCGCGACCUCGAGGAAGGUGUGCAGACGACUGAGCAUUACUGGGUUGUUUCCUCGGGCUGUGACAAAUCGGGCGCUGGCGGCUGUCAGGUUUGGAUUUCCAAGUGCCUCCCGUGGGCACGCGCCGGUGAGCAGAUGAUGCAACCGGCGCGUGACAGCAUCUGCGUCUUGUUUGCUUCGCCGCAGCUGCUCAUUGUGCUUUUCCGUGUUGGCACCCUUAAGGUUGCAUGCGUGGUUGCACACGCCCCUACCUCCACCGCCCCACAGCCAGUGAUCGAUCAGUGGUGGAAGGAUCUCAGGGAAGCUAAUCUUCGGGUACCGCCCGGGCACAUCCGCAUCUGCAUGAUCGACGCCAAUGCUUCCUUCGAGUCACACCCGGACAACCCCAGCACCAUUGAGGCCACUCCCUCUGGGGCUAACUCCUCCUGUUUCCAGGCCUUUUGCCAGGACUUCUGUCUGUGCCCUUCGGCGCAACGAGAUGUGUCCGGAAACCGGCUUUUCUCCUGGACCAGCCCUGGGGGUGAGCUUAAGCGGCUCAUCGACUACGUGUGUGUUCCG